UUGAGACACCUUGUACACUAAAAAGAAUGGAAUGCAAUUAGAAGAUGACUUACUAACAUAUUGAUAUGAAGGGGAUGAUAUAUCUAGUUUUGAUGAGUUUUUUGUUUAUUAUUAGGUACGUUGGUGAUUUGGGAACAAUUCUAAAUAAAUUUUGAUAAAGGCACUGUAUAAUUUAUUGGUCUGGUAGUUAUUCGAUGUUAGGAGAUACCAGUUAGGAGUUUCAACUGACACAUGAUUUAUGUCCUCAAUGAUUAAUUACAAUAAAUGUCAAAACAUCUAAUAUUUUGAGUUGAUUUUUUAUUUUUUAUAAUACUGUACAUCCACUUUUAUCAGUAUUUCAAAAUGAAAAUUGUUGCAAUGAAUAACCCACCAAGAAUCGUUUUUCCAAAAAUCAAACCUGAAAAUGCUGUAUUGGAUUUGAGAAAAUCUAAGAAUAUAGAAAAAUUGGAUAAAGUAUAUCCAGAAUUUGAUGUUUGUCAAAGUGAUCCAAAAUCUCACUUGGCACUCCUACAGAUAAAGUUACAUAAAACCGAAAAAUUACUUCGGCAAAAGAGAAGAAAUCUUGUGGAAGUUAGAAAAAGUCUUGACGAACAAUGGAAAGACCUGGACAAAAAAGAAGAAUCUUUAAGAGAAAACUUUUGUCAUUUUGAUACAUUUGUUAGAGAAAAUGCCGAAAAAAGAGAAAGAGCCUCCAAGAAAAUAAAAGAAGAUAAACUAUUGGCGAUGCAACGACAGGAAGAAAUAAAUGAUUGUCAAGCUAAAUACAUAGAAAUUAAACAAGCCAAAUUCGAAAUGGAUAUGAAAAUUAAGGAAUAUCGUAUAUAUGAUGAAUUUUUAGAUAAGGUAAUUGAAACUUCAGAUGAGUUUACCAGUAAUCAGGAUAUGAUUAAUCGGUACUUAUCAUUACUUAAUGCCAAAAAUUACCUUGCAAAACUACAAGAAGAUAAUCUAAGAGCAUUGGAAACUGCUCGGAGUGAUAUGAUGAAACUUAUUGAGGAGAAGAAUUUCAUCAUAAUGGGAUUGAAUAAUCAAAUAGCAAACCUUCAAUCUAGAUAUGAAAAUGCAAAUAUAAAAGCAUUAGAUUGUGAGCAGUCAGUGAUACAUAUAAAAAAUCAUGCUGUACGUCUGAUGUUUGAAAUUGAUGAAGUGAAAUCAUCAAUUUGGAAUGUGUAUGUACACAUGGCACAUUCCAAAAAACAUCCAGUGAAGAUUAAGAAAGAAAAUAUUGAAGAACAGAUGAUGUAUAUUAAACGUACCCUCACAGAACUCUCCAAAGUCAGUCAGAUAUUGAAAAAACGUUCUAAAAUGAACACUAAAUCUGAAAAGUCAAAAAGUAAAUCCGCUGAAUGAUUUUAUCCUAGUUUUAAUGCUACAUGUACUUUAUAUUUUUUUCAAUUUCAAAUACAUAUAUACACAACAGGUUUUGAUGCAACAUGUUUUCAAAGGUAUAAAUGUACCUAUACCAGAAGAUCAGGACCUAAAAUGUUUAACUGAUCAAAAUCAAUUAAUUAAAUUUUGAAUAUGGAAUACAAAAAAACAGUGACACAAGAUAUUCAUCAUCUUACACCUAUUUUAUUACUAGCAAUAAAUCGGGCAAUAAAUGAAUGAUACACUUCUCUUUGUUUUAAAUCAUCACCCACUAAAUCAUUUCUACACAGGUUUCUUUCAUGUAUGUCAAGGUCCUGAAUGAUCAUAUCACUUUCCUCAUCCUCACAAUCUAUGCAAAUAUUAUGAAUGACACAUGCUGCUUCAAUACAUUGUAUGAUGAAAGGCAAGUCUCUAUUCUCAAAAUGUUGGAGACGUUGAAAUCUCCCUU
Phaedon cochleariae (mustard beetle) is the source of this 1816-nucleotide messenger RNA. The record is from the annotation of a GenBank genome assembly. Lineage: Eukaryota; Metazoa; Arthropoda; Insecta; Coleoptera; Chrysomelidae.